Molecule: messenger RNA, 4060 nt
Organism: Malus domestica (apple)
Lineage: Eukaryota; Viridiplantae; Streptophyta; Magnoliopsida; Rosales; Rosaceae
Product: protein PAT1 homolog
Biological process (GO): deadenylation-dependent decapping of nuclear-transcribed mRNA; P-body assembly
Cellular component (GO): P-body
Molecular function (GO): RNA binding
Source: RefSeq, a predicted model, not a curated record
UAUUUUAUCAAGUCUGUCGAUCCAAUUCCAGUUUUAAUAAACCAAAAAAUCCCUAUCAAAAAUAAAAUAAGGAGGCUCAAACUGCCUGCCUCUCUAGGGUUCUUUCUCGUCUCGCAAAUCUAACCCAAAGACCGCAGCUUUGCCGAAACCAUGGUGGAUUUCUGUACCCCAACCACUGUAAAGAUCUUCUCACCAGUUUUUCAAUCACCAUCUUAGCAGAAAAAGCUCACACAGAUUUCAGCUUAAAAGGGUUUUUGCUCCUCUGUUUUUAGAUUCAAAUUUUGCGUCGGAGAUUCAGUUCCUGAUUAAUUUUUAGGGUUUUAGUUUACUGGGUUCUGUUCAGUUUUCGCGUUCUUCGAUUACAUUUGAAUAUCUAUACCUAUUAUAUAUAUAUAUACACACAUAUCUAUAUACUGGGCAUAUAGAAGAAGAGUGUAGGAAAUGGAGGGGUUUGAGAGUAGGGAUAGUAAUCAAGAGGCUGCCUCUUCUAUCCCUCAAGAUCUCAACCAUUUGCAGCUUAAUUCCUCAGGAGAGGUAUUUGACGCAUCACAGUAUGCAUUUUUUGGUAAAGAUUCUGUUGGGGAAGUUGAGUUGGGAGGUUUAGAUGAAGAAGAGGAGGCUCCAGUCGAUGAGGAGGAGUUUCUAUAUAAUAGACAAGAGGGUGACAUAUCUCUAUCUGAUAUUGAUGACCUAUCAUUAACCUUUGAAAAGUUACACAAGGAUGUUAGUGGACCUAGGAGUGCUGGAGUAAUUGGUGAUAGAGGAUCCAGAGAAAGUUCAUCUGCCGCUGAGUGGGCGCAGGAGCAUUUCCCUAACUGGAUUGAUGAAGAGAUACUUGAUGCUGAAAGCACUGAGGGCGGGAAACGAUGGUCUUCACACCCAUAUUCUUCAGCUCAUCCCGCAGAGUUGAUGCCGCCUUUGUGCAGAACUUCUUCAUAUCCUGAGCCCCAACAACAGCAGCUACAGCAGCUACAGCAGCAGCACCAUCAACAUUUUUCCAGUGAACCAAUUCUGGUGCCGAAAUCAGUUUUCACUUCUUAUCCGCCUCCUGGUGGCAGACCUCAGCAGGCUUCGCCGAACCGCCAAGCAAGCCACCUGAACCCAUAUCUUUCUGGUGGACCCCGGGGGGGAUUAUCUUCACCAAAUCUAUCUCCUUACUCUAGUUCUCAACUUCAACUGAAUGGAUUACCUCAUGGAUCACAUUUUGGGGGAAAUUUGCCUCAGCUUAACCCUGGCCUGUCUAAUAGCCGACCCCAAAAGCAACGGGCCAAUCAAAGUGGUGUUUAUGGAGAUCAUCCUGGUCUUAUGAACAAUUUGUUGCAACAACAGCUAGCUCAUCAGAAUGGUUUAAUGCCUCCACAAUUGAUGCAUCAGCAACAGUCACAACCACUAGCUCAUCAGAAUGGUUUAAUGCCUCCACAAUUGAUGCAUCAGCAACAGUCACAACCUCAGGACCCUAGACUGCAUCAUCCAGUUCAGCCACCGUUUAAUCAUUUGCCGGCAAUGCAGUCUCAACUAUUUAACCCCCAUCUUUCUGCAUCCCCGCCCUUGAUGAGCAAGUUUGAAGCAAUGCUUGGUAUGGGUGAUCUUGGAGAUCAAGGGCCAAAAUUAGCUCAGAAAGGUAGACCAAAUAUGCGUUUUUCUCAACAUGGAUUUGAUACAGCUAGCCACAGGAGGGAAGGUGGGUGGCCACAAUUUAGGUCUAAGUAUAUGACAGCUGAAGAAAUUGAAAAUAUACUCCGAAUGCAGCUAGCUGCGACACACAGCAAUGACCCAUAUGUGGAUGAUUACUACCACCAGUUUUGCCUUGCAAGAAAAUCUGCUGGGGCCAAGUUGAAACACCAUUUCUGCCCAACUCAAUUAAGGGAUCUUCCUCCUCGAGCACGAGCUAAUACUGAACCACAUGCUUUUCUCCAGGUUGAUGCUCUUGGGAGGGUCCCCUUUUCCUCAAUACGUAGGCCUCGCCCUCUUCUUGAAGUUGAGCCUCCAAAUUCAUCUAGCCCUGGCAACACUGAACAAAAGGUUUCUGAGAAGCCGCUAGAACAGGAGCCAAUGCUUGGUGCUAGGGUUGCAAUUGAGGAUGGGCUUUGUCUUCUCCUGGAUGUGGAUGACAUUGAUCGUUUUCUGCAAUUCAAUCAACUCCAAGAUGGUGGAACCCAGUUGAGGCGUAGGCGGCAGGCCUUGCUUGAAGGACUUGCAGGAUCUCUUCAAUUGGUUGACCCACUCGGGAACAAUGGCCCCACAGUUGGGCUUCAUAAGGAUGAUCUUGUAUUUCUAAGGUUAGUCUCACUUCCCAAGGGCCGGAAGCUCCUGGCAAAGUACCUGCAGCUUUUAUUUCAAGGUGGUGAGCUCAUGCGAGUAGUCUGUAUGGCCAUCUUUCGUCAUUUAAGGUUCUUGUUUGGUAGCUACCCUACUGAUCCAGGGGCUAUAGAAACUACAAGUGUUCUUGCAAGGGUUGUUUCAUCAUGUGCUCGAGGUAUGGACCUUGGUGCACUUAGUGCCUGUCUUGCAGCAGUGGUUUGUUCCUCAGAGCAACCCCCCCUUCGCCCCCUUGGAAGCCCCGCAGGAGAUGGGGCCUCUCUUAUCCUCAAUUCAGUUCUUGAGAGGGCAACUGAACUCUUAACUGAUCCUCAUGCUGCAAGCAACUACAAUAUGACCAAUCGCCAACUUUGGCAGGCCUCCUUUGAUGAAUUCUUUGGCCUUCUGACCAAGUAUUGUGUAAAUAAAUAUGAUACAGUUAUGCAGUCACUGCUAACUCAGGCCCCUCCGAAUGUGACUGUUAUUGGCUCAGAUGCAGCCAGAGCUAUUGGUCGUGAAAUGCCUGUUGAGCUGUUGCGUGCUAGCCUUCCUCACACUGAUGAGCAUCAGAGACAACUGUUGUUGGACUUCACGCAGCGGUCUAUGCCCAUAGGAGCAUCUAACAGUCGUGAUGGGGGAAAUGGUGCUCACAUGAAUUCAGAGUCUGUGCUGAGCUGAUGCUAAACCAUGUGGGGAGAUCUGAGAAACAGAAUUUUGAGAAGGAAAAUGAUGUGAGAAGACAUUCUAUUGGAUUGCGAAAUUGUUGGGUUCUUUUCUACUCGUGCUUUUACUUGUGAGCAAAAUGCAACAUCUUAAGCAAAUAAAGUGGGUGUUUAAGGGCAUAUAUAUGGUUCGGGUAAGUUUAGUAGUUUAGUGUCACAUGUUUUCGUUUUCAUUAAUUUCAUGCUUCUCUUGAAAAACUUGUAAUCAAGCCUCUCUUUGUAAUCCCUUCAAAUCUUGAGGGACAGUCCGUCCUUUUUAUAUAUUUUAGGAGGGGGAUUGGUGGAGUAGAUGUGUUUCCUCGACUUAGGAGCUUAUUUUGAUGCUCUGUUGUGGAAUUUCUUAAGAUAGAGAUGUAGGAGGGCUUUUACUUUGAUGCUUUGCUGUGGGAUCCUUAAAAUAGCAAUGUAGGACGGGGGUAUGUACAGUGUUCAGUGCAGUUGAUCUCCCGCAUUCUUGUAAGGAAAGGGGUGUGACCGGCUGCAAGCAACUUUUACUGAUGCUGGUCUAGGGAAGGCAGACAGAUGCAGCACAAAAGUCAUUCCGGAAGAUUGCUUUGUGAGCUGAAGCGACAAGUACUAGGUUGUUUGAGGGCAGUACCAUUGUGCAGGCUCGCAUUCGUUACUAAAUAAUAUUCAAGAAUGUCGGAUGAAAGUCCUUGUUUUGGUUACGUUCGAUUCUUCUACAGUAAUUUCAACAGGGGGCCAUUCAGGUAUCAUACAGGUUCUCGUCCUUUAGACAUGCAGUAGUUUGUUCAUUCUGUGCUGGUUGGAUUUGAAACUUGAAAAAUAGUAUGUUACAUUUGGCUGGUGCUGUCUGUAUGGACGCCCUUUAUCAUCGUAUUGUUUCAGUUGACUGUUAAGUUGUGAUAUCUUUUUAGAUUCUGGGCGGCCUAAUUUCGCGAGAUAUAGAUUCUAUCCUACAACCGGGUAAUAUAUCUCCCCUAAUUUGGAGCUGCUAGUUUACUGUUUGUUGGAUGUUGCGUUUGUGUCUGUACCAAUUAUCUGAAAAAAAGAGGAAAAAAAUCCCUCUUACAAGAAAA